AGUUUACGUCGCGGUUUUGCGGCGAGAGGUCGUGUGCGAGGUGGCGAUUUUCCUUACCUAAAAUAGUAAUAUUUCGCAAAAUAAAUUUUUCGUAACAAUUUUUUUAAAACUUGUUUGAGACUUUUAUUUUUUCUAAAGUGAUAGUAAUUGUAGUGAACCUAGAGUUGGCUUUUGUUUGACUCGUGUUUUUAGUGUUUAUGUGUAGUGUUAGAGUGAGCGUGCUAUGCUGAAGCAUAUGCUUUGAUGAAAUCCAAACGAAUGCGGGGGCUCCAGAUCCCAUAAUAGAAAAUGGAGAGGAGAGACGAGCUUCAUCGUCAUGGCUGCAGUAUUGCCAAGCAGACCAUACUGACCACCCACCCCAGUGGUCUCCAGACCAGGGUUUCAGUAGAACUGGCUAACUUCGACGCUCUAUGCCUCCAUUCGGAAUGUAAAAGCAACAAAAGACAGGGCUGGGAGGGAAGUCCAUUUUUGAACAGACGAGGAAUUUUAGGUGGAGUUUCCACUCAUACCACGCCGGUUCUCGGGAGACGUAGUGACGCUGUGAACGAGGGGAGACUAUCACAACAAUGUACUCCAGUAAUGAGGAGAAGGGAAGUGGACAGUCCCGGUGGGUCUCCGAUACCUUCGCGGAAGUUCGAAGAUGAAGAAUUUUGUGAUGUGGACAACAGUGUGAUUAGCGGAUGGCUGAAGUUUCGGGACAACAAACGGUGGAAGUCGCGGUGGGGAGUGGUCACUAAGCUGUCACCAGCCGCAGAUUGUCUCCACCUUCAGCUCUACAGAGAUCCAAAAGAUCGCUACAAAAAAGGACAAACUAAAGCAUCUUUAUCCUUACAACAAUUUUUGGGAUUUGAAUCUGGUUUCACCUUGGACAAAGAAUCUAACACCAUUGCUAUCAUUUGCCAAGACGUGACAGUUGUUUUGGCAUUUGAGACCAGAGAACGACUAAUAGCGUGGCAAGUUAAAGUUGGGAGUCAGCUGGGGUGCUCAAAGGAGUUUCUAGUCAUGAUUGGAGGUGGUGGAAGCAAGAAGCUUCCUGCUGGACCGGCGAGGUUGCAUGUCCAGGGUCGCAGAUUUGCCCUCACUAGUGGGAUUCCACCGCGCUUACUUGGUCUUUGGGAGUUGGCGCAUUUGAGGAGAUACGGUGUAGUUGAAGGUCGCUUUUGCUUUGAGGGUGGUUCCCACUGUGGCAAAGGUGAAGGUCUGUACAUGCUGAUUACUGAUCAAGCUCAAGAGAUUACUGAUACUUUUGAUAUGGCUGCCCAAGGAAACUUCUCCUUGCAAAGGACCCCAGUUUGUAGAAAAGAUAAAGGUAAAUGGCGACCAAGUACAAGAUUAUCGGACGCAAACACUUUUGAUCCAUCACUACCCGAUACAGCCAGUGGUUUAUAUGAAGAAAAUUUUUUCGGAGAAGAUCGAGGAAGAACCUCUCCUUUCUGGCCUUCGGAUGAAAGACAGAACUACGAAGACCAAGAGUUCAAAUAUUCAAGUGAUUUAGAAAUUGUUAAGCCACCUUGGUGUGGAGCUGAUCACGUGACUUUAGAAAGAUGUGAUAAUUGUCAGACGAAACUUGGUGUAAUGUCCCGUUCAUCAACAGUAGCGUUGACUCCUGGUACACAGUUCAGUCCUGCGUGGACUAUGGAAGCAGUCCCAGAGAGCAGCUCUGAUAAUUCUUCAAAUAGCACUGAAUACUUGACUCCGAAAGCAAUAAGAAAGCAUAUUUCAGGCUGCCAAUGUGAUGAUAAACCACCAAUGCGUCCACCAAAGCCAGCACAUUUAGAAACGAAGAAACCACAUGCAUUCAUUCCUGAUACUUUUAGUUCAGUGAACGACAAUAGUGUAAAUAACCCUAGAGUUGGUCCCUAUGAAAACUACGAUAUCCCCAAGCCGAUCCAGUCCGAGAUGGACAAUGGUGAAUAUUAUGAUACACCUAAAAGAUUGAAGGAAGCGCUAACAGAUGAUUUAUUUAAAGUUACAAAGAAAUCUGCGCCCGGUAAUUUAGUUUUGAAGAAAAAUUGCGGUUGUAUUUUAAAAUUUGGUUCAAAAAAACCAGUUAUAGUCGAAUGUGAUGAAAGUCUACAGCCGGUAGAAUGUCCGUGUCUAAAAGUUACUAAUUGGGCAAACAACCUGAUAAGUCUUCCAUACUGCAAACGCGACACUAACAUAUCUGAAAACAGCGACAAUCAAAGUCGUAGAGAUGAAUCAGUACUGUAUGCCACGAUAGAUGUUUCCAGAAAAACCAAUAGGCAAAGUGCAAUAUCUGAUAAAGAAAUACAAGAAGAAAGAAGUCAAGGAUCAAGAUUUAUGAACUACCAAAAUGUAGAGCCAAAACCAGAUAAAGAAUUCGAAGGUCCUUUUGCAAAUUACGAAAAUCUAGAAUUUUCUUUAUCUUUAGAGUAUUAUGAGAACGCUAAGGAUCUAUUGAAAAAGGCUGGCGUUACUCAAAGCGAACUUGAUGCGUUAAGUGCCAACAUAGAUCUAGCAGUUACAACCAUGCCAAGAAAAUCUAAGCUGUGUACAAAAUGUGGGCACUCCCAACAUAAUCUCAACCAGAACUCUAAAAAAAAUAAAAGUGACGAGUAUUUACUAAUGGAACCUUGCCACGAAAUUAAAAAAAGCUAUUGUAAAACUGUUGGUUCUAAUGCAGGCUAUACGCCAAUGUUGCCAAACCCGAAUUGGUCCCAAAGCCUAAAGCAUCCAUUAAAUAAAAUUAAUAAGGUAGACAUUGAAAAGUCUUUGAGCAUCCCAACGUUGCAUGGAAGUACUAGAAGCAAUACUUCCGAAAAUAGCAAUCUAGGUAUAUUACAAAAGCGAUCGAGUUCAGUCGACUCUGCGAGAUUACUUGAAGAUCUCAAAGAAUUCGAUAGUAGCAUCGGAAGCCACGCUACAUCGUCAUCGCUAGAAACUUUAAGGAAUUUAGCUAUUGAAAAGAGGAGAUCUUCAUCAACCUGCGAUAACGAUAGAGACUGCUACGAUUGUUGUAAAUCAUCAGGAUCCGAAAACAAAACGGAUGACAGCUCUUCAAAAGAAAUACCGCAUUUGAGAAACAAACACAUGGAUAAUGCCCAGAUAAAAAGAUCUUCCAGCGUUCCGUGUAAAGGUGGUAACAGGGACUCUUCAAGUUCAAAUGAUUCCGGAGUUUCCAGCUGCUCAUUAAAACAUGGAGGGGGAGACAUUCAAGAAUUUGAAAUGCCUCUAACAUGUGGUCAAUCAAGGUAUCAUUACAUGAUGCAUAAAAGGAUGAGAGAAAACCUAUCUGGAGGCAAUCAUUCCCCAUUACCCAGAAAAUCUAAAUCAUCCGACCCCUUAAGAGAUAUGUCCUUACAAAUUCAUAAAGCGAAUAUACCAGCCAAAUCGUCUUCUGCUGAGGCAGAAGUUCCUGUCUUACCUCCAAAGCAGUUCAAAGGUGUAAUGGACACUCACAGUACUUCGAGCGGAACGUCGGACAUGUCAGAUUACAUCGAGACACUUUCUUUGACGUCCUCUCAUUCGUCAUCUGAUACUCCAACUGGCGUUAGGAUCAGUCGCCAAACAACGAGCACACUCAGACCUCGCUCCGGCAAAGAAUAUCAUAACCUCGACCCGAUCAUCACUUCAAUGUACAAAAACGGGAAGGACUUAGCCAACUAUACUAAUAUACCUUAAUUUGUCCCCUUAAUUGUUUUGUAUUUUUAUAUGCUUUGAUGUGUCUAUAGCUACCGUUCUGUUUGGAAGUAUCCUAAAAUAAAAUGCGGCUGUGUGCAAUGCCCAAGGUGUGAAUGUAGCCGACGGACAUUGUCACCUAAGAAUAGGAUGCAUAUUUUAAACUAUCUCAACAUUAAGCAUACUGAAAAACUUAAAGGUUAAAGCGAUUCAAGUAGUAUUUCAAAUGGAAAAGUAGUGUAGUGAUAAUGAUGAUUGAUGCAAUAAAGUAAAGAUGAUCAAAUAUUGUUUUAUCAUAAAGUCAUCAUCAAUACACAUUAUUAUUAACAAUGAAGGAAAUAAAAAAAAAAUAAAAAAGCGGCAACUAUAGAAGACUAAUAAAGCAUAAACAAACAAGUUUUUUUAUUUCUGCCUAUCUGUUUGGUUUUUGAUAUCUCGGAAACUACUCCACAGAUUUGCAUGUAGGUUUUAUUGAAAUCUGAGAAAAUAACUAAAAUUUAGAAUUUAUUUUUGUACUGUUAGAUGUUAGAAGCUGCAAAGCUUUUUAUUUAUAGUGUUGAUUCGGAAGUAGCUCUGUCUGUCUCUUAAAUUUUCGCGCGCAGAUCUGUGAACCGAUUUUGACGCAAUUCGGGAUGGAAAUAUUCUGAUUCAAGGCAAAGAAUCCAGGCUACCUGGACUACUGUGAACACACGUUGAAAAGUAGACUAUGUAGACGAAUUUGCGAGCGGAAAGAUAGUGUAUUUACAUUUUAGUCAGUCACCAUCACACUGAUCUUACUUUUCUAAAUUUUUUUAAGAGCACAGGAGUUAAAUUACGAGUCAUAGCUCAUAGUAAGUCAUUUAAAAUCAUUAAAAAUACAUACAUAUCAAAAUACACAGGUCUGUCAUUAUAAAAAUCGAAAAAAUAGUUGUUCACGAGAGACACAGUGCAUUCAGUUUUACUUGAGUUUGGAAAUCUAAUAGAUUAGAUAUCUAAUGUAGUGGCAAUCUUAACUGGAAACGGCGUGUUUAUAAAAAAAAACCAAGAAGAAGCUUCAAUAAAA
Messenger RNA from Bombyx mori (domestic silkworm), 4681 nucleotides. RefSeq lists its product as uncharacterized. Gene Ontology annotation, molecular function: protein kinase binding. The coding region runs from base 289 to 3642 and encodes 1117 amino acids. Gene Ontology annotation, biological process: positive regulation of protein tyrosine kinase activity; neuromuscular junction development. NCBI's taxonomy places the organism in Eukaryota, Metazoa, Arthropoda, Insecta, Lepidoptera, Bombycidae. The record is from RefSeq and is a predicted model, not a curated record. The transcript has 9 exons.